Messenger RNA from Ceratitis capitata (Mediterranean fruit fly), 4692 nucleotides. RefSeq names its product GRAM domain-containing protein 1B (gene GramD1B). Gene Ontology annotation, molecular function: sterol transfer activity; sterol binding. Gene Ontology annotation, biological process: intracellular sterol transport. Gene Ontology annotation, cellular component: plasma membrane; endoplasmic reticulum-plasma membrane contact site; endoplasmic reticulum membrane. The record is from RefSeq and is a predicted model, not a curated record. The transcript has 10 exons. Bases 862 to 3768 code for a protein of 968 amino acids. NCBI's taxonomy places the organism in Eukaryota, Metazoa, Arthropoda, Insecta, Diptera, Tephritidae.
UAUAAAAAUAAGGGAAGCAUGUUUUUGCAAUAUUUUUCAUAGAUAGACGAUGUAAAGCUUUUAGUUUAAUCUUUUAAUUUAAUCUUUUGUACCAAUUAGUAAUAAUAUCAAAGUACCUAUACAGAUAUUUUUUGCUAAGCUUGCAUGCUAUACUCCUAUCAAGAAGUGUAUCUAAAACCUGCAGUUGUAAUUAACAUACAUAUAUGAAUAAAAAAUAACUACUCUAAUCUGCAGACAAUUUUUUUUAUCCUAAAGAUUCCUUUCUCUACCAAAUUCUUCUCAAAAUGAACACUGACACAUAUACGUAUAAGCAUGUUUAUAUGCUCUUUUAUACACAAGUUUCGCGAUAAUGAUAUAAAUUUGUAAGUGUAUAAAACAGCAGCAAAAGAACCAAAUAAUAAAAAUAUGCCAAUAUUUCUUCUCGCAAUUCUCUUUUAAGUGACGUUUUACCAUUAUGCUCCCUACUAAAUUUGUGAUUGCUUUAAUCUUCAUAUCAGUCGUCUAGGUGCCUUUUCCCAUUAACACACGAGCUGAUAUCGCUCUAUUCUGCUCUGCCGCUUUCGACAGUUGUGGCGUUAGUUAGAGCAGAUGACCACAUCACUGGAUCGGCUUUGGUCCAUACGUUGCCACUACAACAAUAUAUUUGUGUGCCUUAUUUAUUCAUACCCAACUACGGGAACUUUUUAAAAAUCACAUCUCAUAAUAUGUAGUUAAAUGCAUAAUAAAAAGUUUAUAAAGUGGUUAUUUUGCAUAAAAAGUUUCAAUCGAAAUACAUAACGAAUAAAAUAUAAACCAAAUAAUAGUGAUAAUCAACAACUGGAGAGGCCGGAUAACUAUAUCGCGUGGAAGUUAAAUCGAAAAAUGAUAAAAAAUAUUGAAAACUUAUCAAGUCAUGCGAGUACCGAUGAAAACAAUGACGAAAAAAAGGAAGAAAAAGAAAUUUGUUGUGCGCCCCAAAGGAGAGAUUCCGUCAGCGAGGAAGUAGGAGUAGCACAAGCCAAUAAACUGAAACCCAUACUAGAGGGCAGCGAAGAGAGCAAAAUCAGCAGCUCAAAUACUACCAAAACUGAACAACUGGGAGACACCGCAGCUGCAAGCAACGUGCCGGAAACUGGUGCUGGUGAUUACAAAUCGACGGGCACAGCAACACACACUAAAGUCAAAGAGAUCUCUGCAGAGCAAGUAGUCAACCAAACUGCACAAGGGGACAACAUAACCGGGGUCCAAACAAUCCCUGCGGCUGAUAUCCUAACGCCAGCAGUUCCUGAUACACUUGAACGUCAGCUUAGUGAUCCGGAUACAGUAAUCGAAGCGGACAGUCGGGACUCUGUAGGUGCGGCCAUAGCAGAAGCCCUGUUGCCCAAGUCAGCUAGCACGGGAGAAGCUGCACUCACCCGUGAUAACUCAAUUGUAUUGGGAAAGAGUAAAUUAUCGAAAACACCAUCGUUUUCUAAAAUAUCCAGCAGCUUGCAGAGUUCGCUGGGAGCACUAAGCGGCAGUCGGCCGGAUGAGGAUACAAUCAGCAAGUCAAGCGACACUUCUGGCGAGCUAAUACGCGGCAUAUGCGACGAUUUAAGUGCUGCCGAUAAACCCAAAGGUGGCUCUCGGCUUUCGGAGCGCGCCAAAAAGAAAUCCUGGUACAACGUACUCUAUCCGAAUUAUAAAUCCCGUGCUGAGGAUUUCAAAAAGCUCUUUAAGGAAGUGCCGAGCGAAGAGCGUCUUAUUGUUGAUUAUUCGUGCGCUCUACAGCGUGACAUACUUGUUCAGGGUCGUUUGUAUGUCUCACAGAACUAUGUUUGCUUCCAUGCCAACAUCUUCCGUUGGGAAACCUAUUUAACUAUCCGCUGGAAGGAUGUUACGUCCAUAACAAAGGAAAAAACAGCUCUCGUCAUACCGAAUGCCAUUUCAAUUAGUACUGCCAAAGAGAAGUACUUCUUUGCAACAUUCACCACAAGAGACAAAGCGUUUUUGAUGCUCUUUCGAGUAUGGCAGAAUACGUUGAUGAACAAGCAAAUGCCACCGCAAGAAAUAUGGCAAUGGGUGCAUAAUUGUUAUGGCGAUGAACUUGGUUUAACCACAGAUGACGAAGAAGACUACAUUGACCCAAGCACAGUAGCCGCAGAAAACGAAGCUGACAUUGAUUACGUUUCAGCACUAGAAGACGCAAACUCUAUUGUUAGUUCAGCACAUACGAGCGAAUACAACACGGCUAAUUCCACACAAAUCGCCCAUAAUAGCGGCGGUGGCAACAGUUCCAGCACAAGUAGCGGUGGUCUCAACAGUAAAACCCGAACGAAAUCAUAUUUCUUCGGUUCGAAUAAAUCAAUUACACACACUUCGACCGCAACGUCUACAAGUGGUUCAGAUAACAAAGGUAGUGAUAAUCAAAAUAGUCGUAUACGUGAAUCGAGAAGCAUAAUGAAUGCGAAAGAAUUAACUCUGACUUCGGUUAAGCCGGACGAAGAGGCUGGCAAGUCUAGGCUGAGUAGCUCUACAGCCACUGAGAGUGGUAGUGGCGCUAGUAAGGAGACAAAGAGCUCUACACUCAAAGCGCAGCCACACGAGAAACGUAAAGUUGCAAAAAGCACACGCGUCCGUGACGAGGCGGCAUGUCAAAAUCCAACCAAUUUUCCAACUGAUGUGUCGGGCUCGAGUGACUCCGAGGAGAAUAAGGCACCCUUUGUCGCCACUGCUGAAUGCACAUCUACACACGAAGGUCGUCAAUUAGUACACACAAUACUUCCCAUUAAUGUGGAUACGCUUUUUAACUUGCUCUUCUCAAAGUCCAAAUUUUUCUUGGAAUUCCAUGCCACGCGCAAAACGGAAAAUAUGUCUUUCGGUGACUGGAUCACCGAUGAGGAGGGCAAAAAAACACGAACCUUGGGCCUGACUGUGCAAUUGUUAGCGUCCGUGGGCCCCAAGGCAGCCAAGGUGACUGAGAUGCAAGAAAUGCGAGAAUGUAGUACUCCCGGCGAACUGUAUUCCAUAGAUAUAACUAGUGUUAAUGCUGGCAUUCCAUAUGCCGAUAGCUUUAGUGUUUUAAUGCAUUACUGCCUCGUAAGAACCGUUGAUGAUCAUACGAUGUUGUCUGUUCAUGCGCAAAUUAAAUACAAAAAAUCCAUUUGGGGUGUCGUUAAAGGAUUUAUAGAGAAGAAUACAUGGGCUGGUUUGGAGGAGUAUUUCGCCGCAAUGCAGCAAGCUUUGCAAAAUGAAACCUGCAUACCACCCGCCAAAGCAAAAGGACGUCGUCCACGUCGCGGUAUUGCAGCCCAAGUACGUUCCACGGAGGAUGUUCCCGAAGCACAAAUCAAAACGGAGCCACUUGAAGCUGUCGUAACCAGCGGCAAUCGGCGGCAAUUGCCGCGUCUGGCAGUUGUGGCAGCCCAGCAGCCGGCUAUGGAAGUCGAGCCGCAGAACAAACACAAAUGGCUCUCGGUGUUUGUGAUAGCGCUACUGUUUUUCCUAAUCACUUUAAAUGUAAUGCUCCUAUUCAAACUCUGGACGUUGGAGGAGCGCAUCGAUGGAGAUCUAAGCACUAGAGCGCGUUUGCCCAACUUGGCGGCCUUAAAGGAAUUGCCAAACUCGAAUGAAGCGUGGAUUGAAUUGUUGCGUCAACAGGAGAUCUUGCAUGAGACGGAGUUGAAGAAAUGGCACAAGGUAUUGCAAACUGCCAUUGAGCUGUUGAAAAAGGUGAGCGUUGUGUGCGAAUUUAUUUACAAGAAUGAUAACCUAACACAACGGAUCGAAACCAUACAUAAUGAGCUAUAGUAGUUUUGCGAUCUCAUGAACCGUUGUUGAUCAUCAAUUAUAUUGUACGAGCAUAAAAUAUUAUUAACCAUAAGAAUGUGUGUGUCACAUUGAUGAAAGACAAUUUUUUUACAAAGGAGAAUUAGAAAAAAGAAAAACUUGAAAAACUUACGCAGCUAAUGUUUUAUAUAUGUAUUAAAUAAGGACUAACAAGCGCAAUAUAACCGUUAUGGAUACUUAGCUUUUGAAAAAUAAAUAUAAAAGAAAUAUUCAUUAAGUUUCUGUUUAACACAAAUAAUAAAAAUCCCUAUAAUAAUUGAUAUAAGUCAUGAAAAAGCACUGAUACAUGUAUGUAAUAUUAUAACUGUUAAUUAAACCAUUUAUAAAGCCUUCGUGUAUAAAACACUCUGAGUUGUUCGAUUUCAAGCGCUUCCCAGUUUAACUGAGAUGUAACUAGUAACAUGAUUAAUAUGUAUGUAAUAUGUAUGCCAAUGUUUUAUAAACUAAAUGUACUAUGCAAUCAAUAUUUCAGUAUUGAAGGUAUGAAAUUGCAAAAUUUCCUCAUUCAGCAUACCUAAACAUGCUUAGUACUAAAUCUAACUAAAACUGUAACUAAUUGCACUUGAUUACAAAUUAAGUUUUCUUUAAAUUUGCUUUUAACUACCAACACCAUACAUACACAUAUUUACUAUCUGCUACAACUGUUCUUUUGCUUUGUUUUAUUUGACCACUUUGACCAACACCAAAACUAAAAAAGAACUUACAAGAAUUAUUGGUUUUCUUUACGUAUCAUUUCAGACUGAACGGACAUUGGCCGCACUCAUAUUUCGGUAAUGCUUUUCAAACACAAAAACAAUAAUAUAACGGAUUGAAAGCAAAGAGCGAAUAUGACAACCAAAUUAUGCGUUAGCUAAGAGUUUUAAAUCAAAAAAAAAAGUGAAGAAA